Messenger RNA from Aedes albopictus (Asian tiger mosquito), 1663 nucleotides. Its product is annotated as neuroglobin. NCBI's taxonomy places the organism in Eukaryota, Metazoa, Arthropoda, Insecta, Diptera, Culicidae. The record is from RefSeq and is a predicted model, not a curated record. Bases 1003 to 1656 code for a protein of 217 amino acids. Gene Ontology annotation, biological process: oxygen transport; response to hypoxia. Gene Ontology annotation, molecular function: oxygen binding; oxygen carrier activity; heme binding. The transcript has 4 exons.
CGAGGAAACAGGAAGUACAUUCGGGAAUCCUGUCUUCGUGCGCGGCGGUUUUCUACCAGAGCACAGCGAGUAGCGGAAACGGGCUUUGGAAGGGAAAUUAAGUUCGGAAAAAUCAAUUUCGAAAGCACCUCGCGUUCCAGCGUAAUGUAUUGAUGAGAAGAAAAGGGUUUGUCGUGGCUGGAAUCAUUGUUUAUCUCACGUACAAGCUGUUGAGAUUUAUCUUGCAUUCUGUGGGGCAUUUUCCUGUGGAUACGAGGUGAAAACAAAUUCAUAAAAGUGAUUCCCGGAGCCAUAUUUGCUGUGCAUUGCGAAACCAAAAAGUGUAAUCAAGUGUGAAAACCGACUGCACAAUUCCAGGGCCACGUGAGAGAGAAUUAUCGUGAGAUUCGGGCAGAGUUUCGAAACCUUCGUUGGGACGGAGCCAAAUAAUCUGUUUUGUAUGCGGGACGUCUUCUUCGAUCGCAACCACGGAAUUACAUGAGUGAGUGAAUGAGUGGAAGGCUUCGGCCGUGCUGAGAUUUGCGAGCACCCACCCCUAGAAGUGGAGGAGAAAAAGCAAAGUGUGAAGUGUUAUUUUCCAAUUACUGGUGCACUUAAGCCCGGCGAAAAGUGAGUGGAAGCAUUAAUUAGUGAGCGUGUGCAUCGUCGAAGUUCUUCUCCUGGUUGGGACCUUGGACCGGGGAAAUAAAUUGCCUUCAUGAUUUGAUACGGGAUGCUCUAGUGAUACGUGUCCCCGGUCGCCAGCCAGCCAGAGUCUCCGUCUCCAGCACAGGAUGAGAUGGGAGUAAUGGAAUUCGUUGAAGGCCGCAACUAUCGGCGCGCGUAGAAGAGAAGCGAGGAAUCAAGUGUUCACGUUCGGUUCUUCCUUCGGAGGCUCCCAUUAUAAUCGGUUGCAGCAAAGGAAAAACGCGAAACUAAUCGAUUAUUGGUGGUGGCCCCGUCGCACACACAUACACACACAAACACACAAACAUAGGCAAACAAACACACGGCAGCAGCGCCAUGGGUUGUGAACUAACGAAAUUAGCCAGCAGUAACGGGGGCUCCAAAGGUAACAACGUGCCCAGUCUGGACGCCUGUGGACCACCCCCCACGGAUAGCCGGUUGCCGCUCACUGCCAAACAGAAAUACACCAUGGUGGCCUCGUGGAAGGGCAUCAGCCGGGCGAUGGAGACGACCGGGAUCCACAUGUUUAUCAAACUGUUCGAAGAGCACUCGGAUCUGCUGGAAAUGUUCGCCAAUUUUAAGGAGCUCAAAACGAAAGAGGAACAGGCAACAUCGGAGGAGCUGCAGGAGCACGCCAACAAGGUGAUGAACACCCUGGACGAGGGAAUCCGGGGCCUGGAUGAUUUGGACACUUUCUUCGAGUUCAUCCACCAGGUGGGAGCGUCCCACAGGCGAUUACCCGGCUUCAAACAGGAAUACUUCUGGAGAAUAGAGGAACCCUUUCUGUCGGCGGUAUCGAACACGCUGGGAGAUCGAUACACGCAAAACGUCGAAGGAAUUUACAAGCUGACUAUCAAAUUCAUAAUCGAAACGCUAGUCGCAGGUUAUGAAUCAAGUGCCAACAAUAACGAGGACGUCAACAAUGCGAAUUUGUCGACGACGGGGUCGGCGGCGGGGCCGACGACUAGCGGGGAUAAGAAGACUUCUUGAACGUCCG